UUCAAAAACACAUUACAACUCGUAGAAUCCCAAAAGGCGGCUUGUUUUGCCUUGUCGGACUUCUUUCAAUCUUUGGCUAUGGGUGGCAUUGCUACCAAACAUCAAUUAAACGAGUACCAGCAACCUAUCAUUGGAUCGACGCGAACAAUACAAUUGAAUGGACAAGAAUAUUCAAUAGAGGUCCUCAAUACUCGUGAAAGCGAGUCCGAAGGCUGCGAAGUAUUCGUUCAUUUUCGUGAAGACAGUACACGACCAGACGCAUGGAUGAACAGCAGCCUAAUAAUACCCAAUGCGCCAAUGAAGAUUCACAAAAUUUCAAAUCAAAUAUAGAAGCAUCGAAAAAUAAGGUCCAAAUGUUGAGGACGCCCGAAGAACCCAUCAAUAUAAAGUCUAUCGUCUUUGGCAGAUAUGAGAUUGGAACUUGGUACAAUUCACAAUAUCCAGAGGAAUAUGGACGAAAUUUAGACAGAAUGUAUAUUUGCGAGCAUUGCCUCAAGUACAUGCUGGAGGAAAAUAGUCUUCGUGUACAUAAGGCCAACUGUCGCAAGCGGUCGCCACCGGGAGACAUAGUAUACCAGCAAGGUGACAUCAAAAUCUUUAGAAUUGAUGGCAAGGCGGAGAAGCUAUAUUCUCAAAACUUAUGUCUAAUGUCAAAGCUAUUCUUGGAUCACAAGUCGGUAUAUUACGACAUUGAAGGCUUCAUGUUUUACGUUUUGACGGAGAGCAAUCCUAGGGAGCGGCGAACAGACGAUGUAGUUGCCUACUUCUCUAAGGAAAAAAUAUCUUAUGAGAACAACAAUUUGGCGUGUAUAAUGGUACUCCCACCACAUCAAAGAAAAGGGUAUGGCAAGCUAAUGAUAGAAUUCAGCUAUGAACUUGCAAGACAUGAGAAUCAAAUUGGAACGCCGGAAAAGCCGUUAUCAGACUUGGGGCAUCGAGGUUAUCGGUCGUAUUGGGCUUCGGUUAUACUCAGAUCGCUGGUGCAAUCCGACGUCCCGAACGAAAUGACCAUAGAGCAGCUUUCUCAAUUGACCUAUAUCCACCCAGAAGACAUUUUAGAUGCAAUGCAGUAUGCAGGCUUAAUCAAAUAUGUACGGAAGUCAAAGGAUAACUCGUCUGCUGAUGCUGUAAUCUGUAUUUCAUGGCCUAUGAUCGAUGAGGCUAUAAAACUCACCCAUGCUAAUUCACAGAAAUUAAUCGAUCCCGCCAAAAUUACUUGGAAUUCGUAGGGAAAGCCAUUCAUUUUCAAUUAAUUAUUAUAUAAAAGUCAUCCAUCAAUGUCUGCUGUAUAUUUGUCUACAA
This is a messenger RNA of Umbelopsis ramanniana AG, 1302 nucleotides long. RefSeq lists its product as uncharacterized. The transcript has 8 exons. Gene Ontology annotation, biological process: regulation of DNA-templated transcription. NCBI's taxonomy places the organism in Eukaryota, Fungi, Mucoromycota, Umbelopsidomycetes, Umbelopsidales, Umbelopsidaceae. Gene Ontology annotation, molecular function: histone acetyltransferase activity. Bases 261 to 1229 code for a protein of 322 amino acids. The record is from RefSeq and is a predicted model, not a curated record.